CGCAUUACCUCCCUUGCUUAGAUAUCCAAAAUGUCGGCUCUUCUUGCUGCUCAGUAUGGAGUGGGGGCAUUGGUUACAGCAACCAUGCACCCGAUUGGGUAUGCCAAAGUCUUAAUCCAGGUUGGACAUGAGCCUAUGAGGCCAAAACCCUCUGUGUCCAUCCUUGGCAAAGAGUCACUGGUCUACCCGAAUGUAGUGCAUUAUGUUGGACACAUUAAGAAAUGUGAUGGAUUCUGGGGAUUGUACAGAGGUGUGUUCCCCAGAGUGGUGUCCGGAACGCUGGGAAAUUUGGUCCAGAAUGCUGUGAUGGAGAAAUUUAAAGGAAUGAAUAAAGCUGAAGAAGAGAAGUCAAGUACUGAUGAUGAACUUGUGACGUGGAUUAAAACAUUCUGCAAAGAGACCGCACAAGAAACUGCUGGUAGAUGUUUGGGUAUUGUAGCAAGUCAUCCAUUCCAUGUGAUUAUGCUGAGAUGUAUGGUGCAGUUUGUAGGCAAAGAAACAGAAUAUAAUUCCGUAUGGUCAUCUAUAGGAGAGAUCUAUAGGAAUGAUGGAAUUUGUGGUUUCUUUGCUGGCAUUGCACCCAGACUAGUGGGAGAGGUGAUUACGGUCUGGAUAACCAACUUCCUUGCACAGUUAGUGAACAAGUACUUAGUAGAGGACAAGGACAUGAAGUCAUAUACUGCUGCAGCAUGUGGGCUGAUCGUGUCUCACCUGACAUAUCCCUUCACUCUGGUCACAAACAUCAUGGCAAUCAACGGCUCAGGUCUUCAGGCUACUGGCGGGAGAGUCUAUGGAAGCUGGUUUGAGUGCUUCGGUCACUUGAGAAGACAGGGUGCCCUGAAGCGAGGCUCCAGUAUGUUCUGGCGGUACUACCAGGGACCAAUGAUUCUGAUGGAUGGGAAGCCCUACCCUGCCAACUCCAGGUUCCUACAGUGAGACGCCCUCAUGCCGACCUCCCCCACACACAGACAGCAUAAUGAGGUGGAGGACUCAACCAUAUUUUUGUAAAAUUGGCCCUUGUAACAAACAUAGACAAACCCUGUAAAUAGCAUGUAGCAUCCAUUGCUCAUUUUCAUUUGAUGAUGUGUAUGUGACUCUGGAGUUUUGGGAUGAUAGGGAUAAAUGAUAGACAUAUGAAUGGUUGUUUGAAUCGUCAAGUCUGUGUUGCCAGACCUGACAUUGUGACUGUUCAGCAUGAAACGACAUGACCAUGUAUCUGACAUGCGACUGUCAACUUGACCCUUUUCGACCUGACCUGACCUUGAUACAAUGAAACCCUGUUAUUCUGGACAGAACCUUUCCCAGUAGAAUUGUCUGGAUUGAUAAAUUUCCAGAUUAACAAAUCAUUGCUAAGUGGUAAUGUGCCUUUAACCAUACAGAUACUUACCAACAGUAAUUGUCCAAAUUUCUGGGAUCCACUGUGUUUCGUUGUAAUAGAAUUUAUAACCAACCUGGCAUCUGCUUAACUCUGCUGACUUUCACACCAACCACUGGAUAUUUUUCAGUAGUCUACAGAAAGAUUAUGGAUUAAAAGGGUGCAUAAUUUCCUAGUUGCCAGGCUUUCAGGAUAACAUGACCGCUAUACCUGACAUCAUUCUGUGUUGAUUUGUCAUUGAUUGUACAUAAUUUAACAUAUUUCCUAUUUGGACAAAGUCUGUAUCAUUUUCUACUAUAUUUGUUUGGAAUUCACAUCAUUCAGCUCCUUGUAUGUUUAAACCCUUCAACAGAGUCAGUUUGGGCAGAGUGAGAGACGUGACCUGUUGGGAUGUUCCAGAUGUUAUAAAGAUCAGAACAUUAAUGUGAAUACGGGAAUAUAGUAAUAAGAAUAUAGGAAUACAGUAAUGAGAAUGCAGUUUUAAGAAUACAUUAUUCAUUGUACAGUUAUUGUAACAACUAGUUCGUAAUGAUAUCAUGUCUUAUGAUAUUAUAGGAGACUAAAUAAACAAACCAAAACAAUGAAAGUCAAUAUCAUCUUUCUCAUGUCAAGAGUCUUUAGAGAACAGGGAAAUAAGGUAAUUUUAAAACUUGAAGCACUGUUGCAAUUCAACAUGUACUAAUAUUUUCAUAUUGAGUGAGUUUAUUGGUAGCUCAGUGGUCAGUGCAUUCACUCUGCAUGCCUAAUACCUGGGUUUGAUUCUCCACCUGUUUAUAACCAUACUCAUUGUUAAGUCCUACCUUACCAUGUGAAAUGUGCUGAGGAAACAGAAGCGACAUUAUAAGGCCUUACCACUAACAUUAUGUAUGGGGAAGCACUGGAGACAAUGAGACAACGGAGCAAGAGUGGGUGUGAUAAGACCAUUGUUAUAUAUCAAUGAUAUGAGGCAUUGUGCGAUAGAGUGAACAUGGAAACAGUCAUAUCAAAAGGGGUGUAAUAACCAGACCUGUAUUAUAUCCCCUGCCGGUCUGAUAUGGCUUAUCAAUGCAUUUUCAAUGGGCUAUCGAUAUCAGCCUGGAGGUAAGAAAUUAGAGUUACCUCCCUUAGUGCAUAUGUGGUCUGCUCAGCUAGCUUUCCCAUGACAAUGACUUCCAAACAAGGUGAAAAUGUUCUGCAUUCACUUGCAAAUAGAUACAUUGUACAAUUUUAUGUUGUGGUAUAUCAUAAAAAGUGACCCUUCUUAUACCUAUAGUCCCAAACUUUAUGAAGGUACCCAGAGCGGAUCCAGGGUAGAGGUGGGGUGGGGGGCGCUUUUUGCAGCAGUGCCCUUCCAUUCUUUUUUAAUGCUUACUUUAAAUCUGUUUAUACUCAGUUUAGUUUUCUAGGUAAUCUUGUAUACAAGUAUAAAUGUAUAUGAUAAUAUAACUAUAACUAUAAAUACUAUAACUAACUCAUUAACAGAAGUAACAUGACUACUAAACACAAAUUGCUUGGCACAUUGUUUGCUUACAUCAAGCCCUUGUAUAACUUCUUUGAGUGGCAUUUAGAAGUUGGAAUGGUAACUAAGACAAAAUUGUUAUGGAUGAGCAACUUCUUUAUUACAAUUGGGCGACGUUUCGGUGUAGAUUCUAACACCGUUAUCAAGCAAAUGAUCAAGCCCUUGUAUGACAACUCCUGAUAACAAAAUGCACCCGUCAGUACCAAAAGUCUGUUAAUGUUUGUCAGUGUUAAUAAGAUAUUUGACUGAUGUUAAAGAAUGAUUAUACUCUCACUGAAUAUUGAUGAUAUUUAUGUUGGUAUGAAAUAGAUUCUAUGGACUGUUAACUUUCAGUGUGACAGUACUUAUGGUUGUGUGUUAAGUCUUUGACAUUACAUGUAUCUUUAUGAGUUCAUCUUCGUUGUGAGAGCUGAGGAACAAAACACAGAGGUUGACUACCUCAGUUCCCAGAUGUUUCUGCACACUUGCUACUGCUUGACUUCUCUGUUAAAAUACAUAUCAUAUUUGAAAGUAGUUUUGUCAUGUUUCAGGGUCCAGAAAAGUACCAACACAUAUUUUACCAAAUUAGAAAUGAUGGCCUAUUUGUUUAAGCUUAUUUGCUUCCAUUUACUAAUCUACUAACUGCAGUGUGGUUUAUUUGUUGUUAGAAUUUUUGUUAUUUUACGCCUUAGUGUUUCUUAUAAUUUAGAUAAUCAGCUCUCUGGUCAUGAAAGGCUCCGAGCUGGUCCUCACAACAUCCAGGAGGGGGCAACUCCUUUUACAGGUAGUUGUUUGGAAGCUUCAUCAUGUGACUAUUGAUGCAAUGAUGCCAGAAUCCUGUUUUAUGAUGUACGUGAAGGGUUCUGUUGUUGAAGUACAAGGUAUGGCUUUAGUUGAUGUGUUUGUGGUAGAUACUAAUCAGCUACAUUUUCUGUACCAAACUUGAUCCCAUCAGUCUAGUAAACUUCUUUUCAGUCGAGUAAGCACUGCUAACAAUAGUAUGUACUGAAAAUGAUGCUAAGAGUCAAGAUUGGUCAAGUAGACUCCAACGAUUUGGCAGACUGAACAAGUAUUGAGAAUGCAAACACAGGAAGGCUUGUUUGAAGUCACUUGGUUUACAGAAUUUUUCUAAAUCUACCGGAACAGUGGUCAAAGUUUAGAAACAAAAGUGAUUUUCGUUAGUUGAUAUAAAAAUAAAGAACAUAGUUUUUAUUGUGAAAUGUCAAAGGUAUUUGCCUUCCUACACUGACCUACUUCAGAGUUGUUUGUAAUUACUGAAAAUUGUUAUCGUAUGAGUUUGGAAGACUGAAGUGACAUUGGUAACUAGUUAAGCUAGUUAAAAAACAAUUUGAAAUCUAGUAUUGCAGCUUAUAUUUUCAGUUUCGAUUUUCAUAUUGCUUUAUAAGGAUACAGGCUGUGUGAAGUAAUAGACUCUGUCCUUAGGCAGUAUGUAUAGUUUCGCUUGCGAAGUAUAAAUCUGCAUUACUAAGCUGCAACAACAAAUGCUAGAAAUUAGAUUAUGAUUAUUCUGAGAGCCCUUGAUUGAAAUCGUAGCUUGAGAGGAGACACAUAGAGGAGUGUUUUGCUGCUAGAAGAAAGUGUUCCCAGAUGUGUUAUGACUUCCAUGAUGUAUAUGUACAGAUGGUUGGAAGAUUAGUAAUAAUAUACGUGUAUUCCUUUAAUGAUCCUUUCUUACUGGAAUAAAGCCAGCAGUAAAACCAUG
Molecule: messenger RNA, 4575 nt
Organism: Haliotis rufescens (red abalone)
Lineage: Eukaryota; Metazoa; Mollusca; Gastropoda; Lepetellida; Haliotidae
Product: mitochondrial carrier homolog 2-like
Exons: 12
Coding region: 31-936 (301 amino acids)
Source: RefSeq, a predicted model, not a curated record